CCCGUCACUUCCUGCCCAGCCCCAAGUAAGCCCUGCCGGGUGGCGGCGCCGACGGCGACGUCCGAGCCAUGGUCGCCCUGGAGAACCCCGACGGCGGCUCGGAGGCGGCGGGGGACGCCCGGGGCGGGCGAAGGACGCUGCACUUUCCAGGAUGCCUGCCCAAUCUAGCGGGAUCCCAAGUGAAGAGGUUCUCAGCCUCCAAGCGAAAGCAGCACUUCAUCAACCAGGCUGUGAGGAACUCAGACCUUGUGCCCAAGGCCAAGGGGCGGAAGAGCCUCCAGCGCCUGGAAAACACCCAGUACCUCCUGACCCUGCUGGAGACAGACGGGGGCACAUCUGGUCUUGAGGAUGGGGACCUGGCACCCCCUGCAGCACCUGGCAUCUUCGCAGAGGCCUGCAACAAUGAGACCUACGUUGAGGUCUGGAAUGACUUCAUGAACCGCUCCGGGGAGGAGCAGGAGCGGGUCCUCCGCUUCCUGGAGGAUGAGGGCAAGAGCAAGGCACGGAGGAGGGGGCCUAACCGGGGGGAGGAUAGGCGGAGAGAGGACCCGGCCUACACCCCGGGAGAGUGCUUCCAGCGCAUCAACCGGCGUCUUCGAGCAGUCCUCAAGCGGACCCGCAUCCCCAUGGAAACACUGGAGACCUGGGAGGAGAGGCUGCUGAGGUUCUUCUCUGUGUCCCCCCAAGCCGUAUACACGGCCAUGCUGGACAACAGCUUUGAAAGACUUCUGCUCCAUGCCAUCUGCCAGUAUAUGGACCUUAUCUCAGCCAGUGCUGACCUGGAGGGCAAGAGGCAGAUGAAAGUCAGCAAUCGUCACCUGGACUUCCUGCCGCCUGGGCUGCUGCUGUCUGCUUACCUGGAGCAGCGCAGCUGAUGGCUGCCCUGCCUACCUGCCCCCCUCCCUCACCAAGACUUCCCAUAGCAUCUGCUAAAAUAUGUUUGUUAUUUUUAGAAUUUGUCUUUGAAGAUGUGCCCCCCCCCCUUGGGUAGCAGUCUCUCACCAUGGCUCCAGCCCAGCCCAGCUCUCCCAGGUGAACAGCUGGCAGCUGGGGCUGUCCCAGACUAUCCUGGGGCCCCAUAGCUCCCCACUCUGGGACUUGUAUUUGGAUGGGGAGACCUGGCCUGUUCACUUUCAUGUUCCUUCUUCAUUCAGUUUUUUGGGCCCAGUCUGAAGCUUAAGUGAGGAGUGGCUGGGUUUUUUAAUCACUUAAUUCGGCGUGAUUUGUUAUAGAUUUUUAAAUUUCCCAUUUGGGAAGAAAAACUAUAUACUUGCCCCAACUGAUAAACUUGGGGGCUUUAUUCUAGUCCCUGCUUUACCCCCUUCCAGUUUUUGGCUAGGAUAGGGAGGUCUCUGGGGUGCUGCCCAGGAGCAUUAUGUCCUCUGUGUAUGUGUGUGUGUGUGUGUGUGUGUGUGUGUGUGUGUGUGUGUCUGUCUGUCUGUCUGUCUGCGUGCGCGUGUGCAUGCCAGUGCCCCGUGACCCAAGACAAGCUGUGGCUUAAAGGCUGGUUUUACCCUCUUUGGAAUGUGUGUCCCCUGGUGCCUUUUUGUGGCUCUUGAGGCCACACCUGCUCUACAACUCCCCUCUUUUAAUACUAGGGGUCUGGGACUUUCAGCCAGAAGCUCCUGCCCUCAGACUGCCACUUUCCCCUCUCCAUGUCCCCUCACCUUCUCCAUCCCCCAGCCUGGCUCUAGCCUGUUGGUUUGGGGUUGUCUCCUGCUGGUCACCUAGACCUGGUCCAGAAGAGCAGGGCUGGGGGACACUCCACUCCCGUGUAUUAGUUGCGCAUUUGGGAAAGUGAAGAGUUCAAUAAAUUUCUGGUGCUCUGGUC
Hipposideros armiger (great roundleaf bat) is the source of this 1831-nucleotide messenger RNA. RefSeq names its product R3H domain containing 4 (gene R3HDM4). Gene Ontology annotation, molecular function: nucleic acid binding. NCBI's taxonomy places the organism in Eukaryota, Metazoa, Chordata, Mammalia, Chiroptera, Hipposideridae. Bases 69 to 875 code for a protein of 268 amino acids. The transcript has 8 exons. The record is from RefSeq and is a predicted model, not a curated record.